Colletotrichum higginsianum IMI 349063 is the source of this 306-nucleotide messenger RNA. RefSeq lists its product as uncharacterized. Lineage: Eukaryota; Fungi; Ascomycota; Sordariomycetes; Glomerellales; Glomerellaceae. The coding region runs from base 1 to 306 and encodes 101 amino acids. The transcript has a single exon. The record is from RefSeq and is a predicted model, not a curated record.
AUGGACGACUUGCGCGAUGCCGGCAAUGGAUUGCUGGGGGGUCUCACGGUGGCCGAGGAUCGGGUGCUGUCGGUGCUGGUGCUCGUAAGAGAGCUGAAGCGGGAGCCGGCCUCAUUCCUCGUCAUUGUCGCCAGGCUGUCGCAGGAGGGCGUAGAGCCAUGUCAUUCCCGGAGACGAGGGCGAGAGGGGGCCUCGGAGUCGAAGGGCACGCGGUUGCGCGGCGCGAGAUGGGCGUUGACGGAGUGUCUGCCGGUGACUCUCUACGGAGUGGAUAAAUGGGGCGUCGUCGAGGGCAACUGGCAGUGA